This is a messenger RNA of Gigantopelta aegis, 3627 nucleotides long. RefSeq lists its product as uncharacterized. The transcript is spliced from 9 exons. Bases 35 to 1312 code for a protein of 425 amino acids. The record is from RefSeq and is a predicted model, not a curated record. Lineage: Eukaryota; Metazoa; Mollusca; Gastropoda; Neomphalida; Peltospiridae.
GAAGACACAAGCACAGAAGAACACAGAAUGACACAUGGAAGACACAGCUAGGCCAACUCAAGACAAUAUGGCGGCCAAUGAGAGUCCUCCCACCUCCGCUUACAACAUCUCUGAAGAAUUACGUAAACUAUAUGAGUCUGAAUUAAAACAGAAAUGGACAAUUUUGUGUGAAAUAGAAAAGCAGAUACGUGACAUAACUAUUGAAACAAAGUUAGACGAUGCCAAAAUGCAACAAGAAAAACCCAUAGCCCCAAAAGAGUUUGAUGAACUCGUUAAGGAAAAUAACCGACUAAACGAAUUAAUUGUCGAAAAAUUAAAAGAGCUACGUUUACUUGAAAUGAAAGCUUCAGGUAAUACGGAUGAUGCUAAUGUUGAAGAUCAGCCACCUCUCCGAGAAGAGCAUGGGAGGGCACAUGGAAGAGGUACAGACAGUGGUAUUGGCAGCACUUCAUCUUCGGUUCUUAAUCAAAGUACAGAAAGUGGUAUUGGCAGCACUUCAUCUUCCGUUCUUGAUCAAAGUACAGACAGUGGUAUUGGCAGCACUUCAUCUUCGGUUCUUAAUCAAACUUCAGGUAAUACGGAUGCUGAUGAUGCUGAUGAUGCUAAUGUUGAAGAUCAGCCACAUCUCCGAGAAGUGCAUGGGAGCGCACAUGGAAGAGCUUCAGGUAAUACGGAUGCUGAUGAUGCUGAUGAUGCUAAUGUUGAAGAUCAGCCACAUCUCCGAGAAGUGCAUGGGAGCGCACAUGGAAGAGGUAUUAUUACACAAGAGACCGAACCGCCAGCUGAGAAACACUUGAGUUCAUCUUUGUAUGGAUAUAACGAAGCAAUGGCAGGCACCAAUGUUAGCACAAAUGCUGAAAGGGCCACAGCUGCUUGUCCGAACGAACAUAAUUCUUUGGAAGAUAUCACGAAGAUUUCCGUCUUGGACAAUGAAUCGUCAACUCCAAAAGCCAUUCUAGUUGACCAGACUGCUGAAAAGGAAUUGCCUUCAGAUACUGGCUAUCCGAAACUUCCACUAGAAUCAGAUAGCACCUUGAUUAGCCAAAGUGCAGAUGGUGCCUUGAGUAACCAAGGAGAUAGUGCCUUGAAUAAUAACCAAGGAGAUGAUGCCUUGAAUAACCAAGAAGAUGGUGCCAUGAAUAACCAUGGUUCCUUCAAUAACCAAGCAGCAGGCGAUACCUUGAUUAGCCAGGCAGACGGUGCCCUGAUCAGUCUAACAGUAGAUGGUUCAUCUGCUGCACCAAGUGAUGGUCCUGCGGGAAGUCUGCAGUCUCAACAACUAGCUCAGGUUUCACCUCAAACGAACGAAUGAGACCCAUGUGAAUACGACGAAUCGUAUCCUGGGAGUGGGUGUUGAUGAGUACCCAAUGGCACUGCCUACGGGCAAUAUCUUAACAGGAGUGUGCAUUUUUCAUGCCAACUCCUAUGAGAUGUUGGAGGCGGAUUUUCUCGAACAUCCGGCGGUCGUUCCUGCUAGUGUGCGAGCCACUUGUUCCCCAUCGCCGCAUGUGUCAUUGCCAAUCGCGGAUCUGGAAUCGUUCAAACGGCUGGCCAAGUCGAUGUUCCAGGUUGGGGUCAUUUAGGUAAUAUCCUAUUUGGCUUGGAUAAGGCUGUCGAGAGCCUUCCUGCGAUGGCGAAAGGCUGUUUGGAGGCUUUGUCAAAAGCCUUUAAGCAUAUCGCUCAGUUAUCUGGCCGAUUGUUUGCGAACAGUCUUUUGUUACAGCGUGACCAUUACCUGGCGGGUUUGAGUGCGUCAAACGUCUGGUUUUGAGGGAAUUCCAUUAUACAGAGCAGGUACAUGUGCACAGGGAGGGUUUCUGGGGUCAAAACCCCUCCCUUCUGGGGUCAAAACCCCUCCCUGCUCAUACAAUUUUUUUCUUCUAAAAUGUACCCAAAGAGCUCGCCCUGUAUAUUACCAAAUUAGACAAUUGCUAAUUUUUACACAAAGUAGCUCCAACAUUUAGUAAUAAAAUAUUAACCAGAUUUUAGUAAUUUUCAAAGACAUAUUGUACAUAUCUAAAAAAAAUGGCUAAAACAAAAUUCAUUCCAGUGGGAGCCCUUUCUAAGAAUUAUGUCAGCAAGUGAUCUACGUCACGCCAAUAUUACACUAGUUAAAUAUUGAGUGAUUGUUAUGGCAAGCAAUAUCUUACACUAGUGUGUAAUAAAAUAUAACUACAUUGGGCAUAAUAUGUAUUGUGAUUCAGGUCAUCCUGGUGUCUUGUCAGGUGGGGUGUAGCCAAGUUGUAAAGCGCUCACCAAAUUUGUGGUUGGUCUAGGAUUGAUCCUUGUCAGUGGGCCCAUUAGGCUAUUUCUCAUUCUAUCCAAUGCUCCACAACUGAUGUAACAAAGGCUGUGGUAUAUACUACCCUGCCUGUGGGAAGGUGUACUUUCAAGCGAAACAGAAAAGGAGCAUACAUGACAAAUGAAAAUCAGUGACUUUAAUUCUUACAAAAACUGUUAAAGCUGAGAACAUUAACCUGAACAAUUCGGUCAAGAAAUCCUCAUCCGUGGAUGGAUGGCAUUAAGUGUGAUGCAUGUGCUAAACGUGUAAUCUCUGAUUUCCUAUUGAGUUUCCAACAAUCUUCAUUGUGUUCCGCCUGAAUAUAUUACUAUCACUGGUAUUAAGUUUAUAAGGUUUAAAUUACAUAUGUAUUUGACGAUGCAGAUGUUUGUUAAUGUAUAUUUAUGUUAUUGUUACUGUAAAUAAAUGUAUAAUAUGGUGUUGUUUUUGCUCUGCCCAUAUGCAGGUGUUAGGCAAAUAUAUUAUUCUUAUUCUUAAUAACUAAAAUAACUGGCUAUUGGUAGGGGGACCUCAUCCCCAAAACCCCAAACAUACAUUGUAACAACAGACUGAACUGUUUUAUCUUUCUGUUUGGUGUUAAAAUAAAAAUUAAAAAACAAAAAAUGUGUUUCCCAAGAACAUGACCCUAUACCUAGAAGAAAUUGGCCAACCCAGAGAGGGACAGAGAGAGAGAGAGAGAUAAAGAAUGAGAGGCCAACCUAUCCGUCCUAUUAUUUUUUAUUCAUUCCUUCAAACACUUUUUUUUUUAAAAACCCUCAUUGUAAACUGAUGGCGAGUGUGUUCUGCAUUGUGAUUGGUUAAUUACAUUCUUUGCCUGUUCCGUGCAAUUGGAACAGGCAAAGUUGACGAUUCAAGGGUCUUCAGUUAGAUUGUAGCCAUAUAUUUUUUUUAAGAAAUAUCAAAUAUACAGUUAGUUCCAUAGAAAAAUGAUUCGUUUAUAAUGGACAUAAUUAUGUGGAGUUUUUUUAUUUGCAGAUGUUAUUGUUUAUUUGAUGCCCACAAAUGUUAAAUUUUUUUAUCUCAGGCUAACGCCUUUGCAGGAUCAAAUAGACAAUAACACCUACAAAUCUAAAAAUAUGGUUAUCUCCUAAUUCUAAAACAAACAAAAAACAACAACCCAAAAUAAUGACCAAACAGGAUCUGCGACUAGAUCUGAAUGCCCAGUGUUUUUCUCCCUUAAAAACUUUUAAAAUGCAGAUAUGGGAAUGACACAGGCCAUAGAUAUUUAGUUAUUUUUCUAUUUUAUUGUAAAAUUUUGUAAUCAUUAUUGAAUAUUUUACAACACUUUGUUAUUUAUGAUAGAUUGAAUAAAAUUAUAAACACUC